Molecule: messenger RNA, 3717 nt
Organism: Durusdinium trenchii
Lineage: Eukaryota; Dinophyceae; Suessiales; Symbiodiniaceae
Source: the annotation of a GenBank genome assembly
AUGCUGCCCGUGGCAGUACUGGACAUCCAAGCAGGGCACCGCUGCUUGGAUUUAUGUGCUGCGCCGGGCAGCAAGACCGCGCAGAUGCUGGCCAGCUUGGCACACGCCAAUUACAAGAAGUGGGGGAGGGGCUUGGAGAAGAUCGAAGUGAAAGGCAGUGAGCAGUUUUUGCGAGGCAUUGACUAUUCGGGCGACGAAGGCUGUGUGGUGGCCAACGAGAUCUCUGCGGAGCGAGCUGGGAUGCUCGUCCAUCAGAUUGCCAGGCAUCAGUCUUUGUAUCCCUUGGUGGUCUUCACUUCCCACGAUGCUCGCUACUUUCCCAGCCUCCGACGCGAAGACGGUCGCGAAGUGCUCUUCGACCGCAUCCUGUGUGAUGUGAUGUGCUCCAGUGUCUCCUGGCUGCACCGGACGGAUGGGACGCUGCGGAAGUCUCCGCACCUCUGGCGCGAGUGGUCCAGCCGGCUGAGCCUGGAGCUGCACGCGGAGCAGCUGGCGGUGGCGCUGCGCUCGGUGCGGCUGCUCCGGGGGGGCGGCCGGAUGGUGUAUAGCACCUGCAGCCUAUCUCCCGUGGAAAACGAGGCGGUGGUGGCGGAGAUCUUGCGUGCGGCUCCAUGCUUGGCUUUGCUGGAUGUGCGAGAGGAGCUCACCCUGCGGACUUCUCCGGGCUUGGAGACCUGGAAGGUGGCUCACCAGGGUCAGCUCUAUGAAAGCCAUGCGGCCGCCGUGGCGGCGGGCUUCUUCAUCGCAGUCUUUGAAAAGGUGGCCGCGUACGUGGCCAAGGGGGCGGAGGUGGCCGACGCGGAGACGAUCCGUGGAUGCUCGUUCUGCAUGGAACAUUUUGCAAGGGUUGGCAUUGGCAUGAAGCAAGGCUAUGACAGCGACCGCGAUGAGGAUGGUGAAGAGGAAGAACGACAGAAACAGCUUCAGAAGUUGGAGCAGGCGGCGGAGCGCUCAUGCAGCGCGCAAGAGCGGGCAAAGGCUGAGGCGCGGCGAGAGCGAGCCAGGACCUCGGGUUCGCUGGCGCGGGAACUGGCACGUUACAAGUGCCUUGCUUCGAUGCCCGAGCAGGUGUGUGCGCUUCGAGCCUUUUAUGGCUUGCAUGAGAGCUUCCCUGUGCAGCUCUUCUUCAGCCGCCAUCACUUGCAGCUGAUGGCAGAUGGAGAGCUGGUUCAGACGCACCAAGGCGAGGCAAACCAACUUCUCCUGCUGGCCGCGGCGGCGGCUGAGGUGCUCUGCUGCGGCACCGGCGAGCACGCCAAGCGGAAGCUGAAGGUCAUCGCAGGUGGCCUGCGUGCCUUUGAGAAAGACCGUUUCGAGGUGGCCGAGCGCUCCACGUCCUUGAGGCGGGGGUUGGAUUUUUGGGAAAAGCUCAAGCAGCAUCAGCAGCUCACUGGUGCCUGGAAGGAUGUGGCUGAUACGCAUCGUUUGCUGAGCCAGCGGGACGCUGCGACUGCAGCGUUGGUGUCGGCUGGGAAGAGUCAACUGGAAGAGCUGGGCGCAGGAAGUUGGCUGGCUGUUUCGGCCUUGCGAACACGAAAGGCAGUAAGCCUUUUCGUGAACGACCUGAUGAUGCCUUCGAUGCGGCAGGCCAGUGGCGAAGAGAAAGGGGGGAAGCGUCGGGGAUGUUUGAGACUGGAGUCGAGACCUCCCAAAGAGACCUCCCUGCCCAGCGCCUGCGGUUUGCCUGCAGCCUUGCAAGCAGAGGAAGCUGAGAAAAGGUUUGUUUCUGCACGAUUUCAGGGAUUCGAGGUGGACAAGCGUCCUAUGAAAGACUUUGAGCCCUUGCAAGCCGCGCCCGACGUGGGCUUUUGGCAGGAGCUGAGCCAAAGGAAGCUGGACCUGUGGCGCCUGGACUCCUCCAAUGUGCCGGUCACGGCCUUCUACGAAGCUUCCCAGGCCUCAAGGGUUCCUGCGAAGUGCUUCUUGCAGAAGGACGCCUUUCAAGACACACGUGUGCCAGUGGGUGCCGUGAAAGUGGUGGGGGAAUUGAAGAACUUCAACACCGAGGAGGAGUUCCGUGCAUUCUUGGGGAAUGCGGAUGCCAGGCAGAGCUGCUUGGCAGAGGCGGUGGCGCAAAUCUCGAGCGCGAUCGCGUCGGGCAAGGCGCUCCAGGAGCCUUGGCAGUUGAGGCGGCUCCUGCUGUGUAGCUUUGCUGAUCUCAAGAAGUACCACUAUUCCUACCUCUUAACUUUGCCGGCCUUGAAGACGCCAAAACCCUGGCAGCGUGUCAGAGAGCCCAUCGAAGAUUUGGGCCCCGAAGUACUGGCGCUCGUGGCUAAAGGCUUACGUGAGAAGGACUUUGAUGGACUUUGCCUUCUGACACGGGCGGCCGAUGUGGGCUGGUCCUUGCGGCCGAUGGCAGACUUGCUGAACGUCAAGGUUGAAUCAGAAGAUGAUCUCAUCCUUGUCUUUGUGGACCCCUCCUCCGAGGAGGCUCCGGCCUGGUCGUUGCAGAAUGCCCUGGUGCUUCUGGCCAAGCAUCGGCCUGGCCGACGGCGCGUCCUGGCCUUCCGAGACCCACAGCUGGCAGGAGCCUCUGGCUACACCUCUUCAGGUCCCCAGCUCCGUUCCCUGCUCUUCCGCUACGCCUUGGAUGCUGAGAUGGAGUCGUCUGGUGACUGCCGUGCUGGCUGGUCGAAGAUUGCCACGGUGGACCUGACGCGUUUCCUGGACUCCAAGAUGGUGGCGGCUAACGCGGUGGAUCUCAACAUCAAGUUGAUGAAGUGGCGGGUGCUGCCGGGCUUGGAACCUGACCGACUCAAGGAGCUCCGUGUGCUGCUGCUGGGUGCCGGCACCUUGGGCUGUGGUGUGGCCCGAGCGCUCAUGGGCUGGGGCUGCAGGCACAUGACAUUCGUCGAUGCCGGCAAGGUUUCCUUCUCGAACCCUGUGCGGCAGAGUCUGUUUACCCACAAAGACGCUGCGGACGGUCGCAAGAAGGCCACGGCAGCCAAGGAGGCAGUGCUAGCAAUCUUGCCAGAUGCAAAAGUUGAGGAUGUGGUGAUGGACAUUCCGAUGCCGGGGCAUCCCCACCAGUCCGCUGAGCUGCUGCGUGCGAAUGUCGUCAAGCUCCAGGAGCUCAUCGAGCGGCACGACGUCAUCUGCAUGCUGACGGACUCGCGCGAGUCGCGGUGGCUUCCCUCGCUCCUGGUGGCCGCGGCGCAGGAUCGAGGCAAAGAUGCACCACUAGGACUCACCGUGGCCUUGGGCUUUGAUUCCUUCCUGGUUUCCAGGCAAAGCUAUCAGAACUCCCCAGCGGCAUGCUACUUCUGCAAUGAUGUCACAGCUCCAUCGGAUUCGUUGGCCUUCAGGACCCUGGACCAACAAUGCACUGUCACGAGACCGGGGAUUUCGGGGCUGGCCAGCAACUGUGCAGUGGAAUUGCUUGCUGCACUCACACAGCACCAGGAUGGUUUCGCAGCAGCUUCAUCCAACACCGCCAGCAUCAGCGAGUCUCCUUUAGGCGGCGUUCCUCACCAGGUGCGCGGCUACGCGGCCGAGUACGCCUUGGCGCCCACGGAGACCGAGCCCUUUGGGCGGUGCAUUUGCUGCUCCCCGCAGGUGCUUCAACGCUAUGCAGCUGAAGGCAUGGGCUUCUUGGAGCAAGUCAUAGCUGAUUCGUCCAUCCUGGAGGACGUCUCUGGCUUGGCCGAGAUGAAAGCCGCAAUGUCAGGGAUGGAAGGAGAUGUAGAAGCAUUCGAUGAGUUCGAGGACCUGUAG